This is a messenger RNA of Topomyia yanbarensis, 4137 nucleotides long. Its product is annotated as F-box/LRR-repeat protein 20. NCBI's taxonomy places the organism in Eukaryota, Metazoa, Arthropoda, Insecta, Diptera, Culicidae. Gene Ontology annotation, cellular component: SCF ubiquitin ligase complex. Gene Ontology annotation, biological process: SCF-dependent proteasomal ubiquitin-dependent protein catabolic process. The record is from RefSeq and is a predicted model, not a curated record. The transcript has 11 exons. The coding region runs from base 1136 to 2437 and encodes 433 amino acids. Gene Ontology annotation, molecular function: protein binding.
UUUCGUUGGUUAAAUCAAAAUAUCUGAUAACAGCUCAAGAGAUUUUUGUGUCCGCAUAAGAAAAAUUUGUGUAGCUCUUACUUAGCUUAACUGUUGCCGAACUCGCCUCGUAUUUAUGUAUCGCUGAAGUUACGUGUAUUCGGGUGUUAAUUCAGGUUCGACUUCGCCUAAAAUUGUGUGCUUUUCAAUCGCGUUUAUUGCGUUGUGGCUGUGUGAAAAAAAACGAUCAACAUUCGUGGACAGUGAUGAAUAAUGGAAUGUUCCAAGACUGGCCGUAGAAAACUGUGUUUAUUGAUUGAUGUGGAGACAGCUGAAAAAACAAUAACAGAAAACAAAAGUCUAAAAACAUCAACACAGCUCACAACAGUGUAGUGGUAUUUAUAUGACGACCCCCGUACCUAUUGCAUACCAAUGAAUGGCCGAGCAUGUGUUUAUGAAUGAAUAACGGAUCCCAGUCUGCUACCUCUGACAGUCAGUUCAUAUAGAAACAAAAAGAAGGCAGUCAGUUCUCUUUCUCUCGUUGUGUCGGAUCGAGUGCUUGCUGGCCUGUAGAUUAUUAUGGUUCUCGCGACUGGUUGACUAGCUGGUUCCGUUCAACUUCUCUGGCUGGCUGAUGAUGGUGGUGGUAUUCGCGUGUGUAGCCGCAGCACAUCAUCAGAGCACAGAGCAACAAAAAUGGAAAUAAGCGGAGAGCAGAGUAAAUAAAAAAUAAACUUCGCCAUAUUGAAUCGCGAGAACUUCUGAUAGGUCCUACAUUUUUCCGCACCAGAAUCACAGUCGAAAAUCUUUUCCCGUUUCCAGGACCUUACCCAGUGCAAUCAGUGGUGUCGAUGUAGCUGAACGGGAGAAUGAUAAAGUGACCGAAGAAAAUUAGAUCGCACUGAAUGACCGAAUGCUAGUCGAUUUUUCAGCAGCUCAGGCUUAGUGCAAUUACAUUGUCCGGAUUUGGGAGGACUGUAUCCUCUUGUGCAAUUAUAACACAAAGAAAGUGAAGUGCGGAACACUCCGUGUAAUAGUCAAGCUGGAGCCUUGGGACUCAGACUGCUCCAAAAUCACGCAGAAACGUCGUUCAACUACCCGACCGUCGAACGGGACAAAGGUGCAGCAGUGGAGGCGAACAAAAAGUACGGACAAGAUGAACCAAGCGAUAUCCAGAAAUAGAUUCGAGAAAGUAUGCAUAGUUCCAGAAGAUGAAAUCUCGAAGAAACUACCAAAAGAGAUUCUACUACGAAUUUUAUCCUAUCUUGACGUGACCUCGCUGUGUCGAUGUGGACAGGUAUCCCGAUACUGGAAUAUUCUGGCCCUGGAUGGAUCGAAUUGGCAAAAAAUCAAUCUGUUCGAUUUUCAGCGGGACAUUGAGGGUUUAGUCAUCGAAAACAUCUCUCUGCGAUGCGGUGGCUUUCUGAAAAAUCUUUGCCUGCGGGGCUGUCAGUCGGUGGGCAGCCAAUCGAUACGAACCCUUGCUCAACACUGCCAUAACAUAGAACAGCUGGACCUGGCCGAGUGCAAGAAAAUUACCGAUGUUGCCAUACAGCCACUUAGCAGGUACUGCGCAAAACUGACCGCCAUCAACCUCGAAUCCUGCUCGCAGAUCACCGACUGCAGCCUGAAGGCCCUGUCGGAUGGAUGUCCGAACCUAACGGAGAUCAAUGUUUCUUGGUGCAAUCUUAUAACGGAGAACGGUGUCGAGGCAAUAGCUAGGGGUUGUAAUAAAGUGAAAAAGUUCAGCUGUAAAGGUUGCAAACAGGUGAACGACAGAGCCGUUAUUUCACUAGCACUAUUUUGUCCCAAUAUUGAGGUUUUAAAUCUGCACAGUUGUGAUAGCAUAACAGACGCCUCGGUGUCCAAAAUUGCGGAAAAGUGCAUCAACCUUAAGCAGCUGUGCGUGUCUAAAUGUUGCGAGCUUACCGAUCAGACCCUAAUAUCACUCGCCAUGUACAAUCAUUACUUGAACACACUGGAAAUGGCCGGUUGUACGCAGUUUACCGACUCAGGAUUCAUAGCGCUAGCGAAGAACUGUAAAUACUUGGAGCGAAUGGAUCUGGAAGAGUGUAGUUUAAUAACUGAUGCUACGCUGUUCAAUCUAGCCCUAGGCUGCCCAAGCUUAGAAAAACUGACUUUGUCACACUGUGAACUGAUUACGGACGAGGGCAUACGGCAGCUGGCUGCCGGCGGCUGCGCUGCGGAAAGUCUAUCCGUCCUAGAGUUGGAUAACUGCCCACUGAUAACCGACGCGACACUCGAACAUCUGAUAACCUGUCACAAUCUACAGAGGAUAGAGCUCUACGACUGCCAACUAAUAUCUAGAAAUGCUAUCCGUCGACUGAGGAAUCACCUACCAAACAUUAAAGUACACGCGUACUUUGCCCCAGUGACACCGCCGCCGACCACCAACGGACCACGACCCAGGUAUUGUCGAUGUUGUGAGAUUCUUUGAGAUCAGGCGAUUGGCUUAGCCAGGAAAGUUCUCUGUAGGAGUAGAGAUGACUGAUAUUUAUACUUAUAAUCUAAAUGCAAGACAGGAACACUAAGGCGGCGAACGUAAGAACUUGUAUGUAAAAUGGCUACAAUUGGAUGUACGCUAGUGAAAAAGUAUCCUGCACCCCUUUGGGAUAUGAACAGUGUAACACUGAACGAUAAUAAUCUAUUCUAAUCAUCAUCACUGAGUAGGGUCGUAGAAAUUAAAAUUAAUGGGAAAUCAUUUCCCAAGGCCUGCAAAUCAAUCUGCAAAAUCGCAUUCUCGCCUGCAAACUUUCACACACACUCACAACACAAACAUAACCAAAUGAAAAACAUAACAACCAGUGCAAAACCAGACUAACAUUUAUCGACAAAAGAAGAAAUACCUAGAUAUAUUUUUCGAAAAAGAAAUACUAAAAGAUUUGGAAAGUCACACACAUUUCUCCGAAAAAAAAACACUUCUGUGGGAUUCAAAGGAACAACACAACGGCAACCAUAAACAAACAUGUGUUCAAUUAGUAGUGAAAGAAUAACGCGUAGAUCAAACGGAGAAUCCGGAAUAAUGCAUUAUUUGUUAGUGAGCGAAUCAGGCUUGGCAUUUGAAAAUAAAAGCAAGCUGCUAUUCGAACGACAAGUCCUCAGAAAAAAAAACAGGCAGCACGCAGUACGUAGUACCUACGUAAAAGCCAGCAACUGGAUAGAAAAAUAAUCAGAUCGAUUAGUUUUUUGAAAGCAGAACAUUAAAAGAAGAAAACAUUGCUUAAGCAUACUAAAAUCAUCAGCGAGAAAACAAUAAACUCUAGAGAUAAAUGACAUUUGUCGUAAAAAAUAUUUAUUGAUAAUCGAAUCAAAAUGGAAUGGCCGCAUUAAUUUAGCGUGCACGAAGGACGAGUUGAGGAAACUAUCGUCGCAAAACGAUCUGUGAAACAAGCGUGAGAAUGUGAUAUGUUAUGAAGGAUAGGGCGAUAAAUGUGCGAAAUCAGCUGAAAUAUGUGUACGGAAACGUAGUGACAUACCCACCAUAUGAGGCGAGUUGAGCACCAGUGUUUAACGAAGAACUGUGAUAUACAUUUUAAUUGUCAAACAAAUUGUAGUAAUUGAGAUGUUCAGAAUAAAUAGCGUGUGCUGAGGAACCGUAUUUGUUGAACUCAAGCAUCUCUGCAAUGCUCUACAAACAAAAACAAUUGACCGACUGAGCGUUCGACCAAAUGUGGGUUCGAUCGAAUCCGACUCUCGGUGAAGCGAUCCGUUGUAAUGCAAAAUAAGACUGUAUAUUUGAUUGACAAUGGUGUGCUCAUAGAUCUAAUUUCAACAAGAUGUGAUUUUGAAUCCAAUACGCUCGAAAAUACGGUAUUGUAUUUGAAAAAUAAAUAGGAGGGUUGGAAUAAUUAUCGAAAUUUAAUUUGCACUUAAUGAGAAAACUUAACUUUUCUGGAACAUACCCUUUCUGCCCCUCGAGAGUGCUCAAAUUGCUCCACAUGGAAUGUUACUGCGUUUAAUGAUGAAUGAUUGGGAAAAGGGAAUGAAUUUAAUGGUAAAAGAAAAAAAACGAACAAGUUGAUGUGCAAAACAAGCAAGGAGCUAAUUUGAUUGUGAUUCAAUUAUAUUUACGAUGCUGAACCAUAAGGUGACACAUUAGGAAAAAAUAAAAGUAAGAUUUUACAUAUAAAUACAAAA